ACUCGAAGCGUGGGGUAGUCGGUAGCAUUUGAAAGUGCGCCGUACUGGAAACUCGAACGAUGUCGUUGGCUGCCUGUUGGAGGCUGACUCUGACAUGCCCGCCACCGACCUCCUCACGGACUUCACCCUGCUUCUCUCCCAGAAGCCGAAGUGGGUUCCGUUGCAGAGCUUCUUCUGGGCAAGCCCACGCUGCAAUUGGGGGCCCUAACGACAAGGAAAAGAAGAAGGUUGUCGUUGUUGGCUCUGGCUGGGCUGGCCUCGGCGCUGCUCACCACCUCUGCAACCAGGGUUUUGAUGUUACUGUUAUCGAACGAGGUAGUGACUUCGGCGUACUUGAUGAAGUUGGUAUCCGCGGUUAUUGGUAUCCUUACCGGAAUAUUUUUAGCCUUGUUGAUGAGCUGGGUAUCAAACCCUUUACGAACUGGACAAAGUUUGCACAAUAUUCAGCAGAAGGGUUGGAGGUUGAGUUUCCGGUAUUUCAGGACCUUCCUCAAUUGCCAGCACCAUUUGGAACCUUAUACUAUACACAGUUUGCUCAGCUGCCAUUGGUUGAUAGAUUAACUUCACUUCCCUUAACAGCUGCAGUGAUCGAUUUUGACAACACAGAUACAGCCUGGAGAAAAUAUGAUGCAAUUACUGCAAGGGAGCUUUUUAAGCAGUUUGGAUGUUCGGAAAGCCUUUAUCGGAAUGUCUUAUCACCAUUGCUUCAAGUGGGUCUUUCUGCACCGGCUGAACAAUGUAGUGCUGCCGCAACUCUUGGUUUACUAUCCUACAUCUUUGCUCACCAGAAAGAUUUUGAUCUUGUUUGGUGUCGUGGAACAAGUAGAGAAAAGAUUUUCAAGCCAUGGAUGGGGUCUUUGACGAAUAAAGGUUGCAAAUUCGAGAAGGGUACGCAAUUAACAGACUUUGUGCUUAAUGAGGAAACUGGUUCUAUUUCAGAAGUAGUUUGCGAUGGAGAAGUUUAUAAUGCUGAUGCAAUUGUCUUAGCUGUUGGAAUAUCCACACUCCAAAAAAUUAUUGAAAACAGUGCAGUGUUGUGUACAAGGGAGGAGUUUCUCAAAGUCUUGAACUUGGCUAGCAUUGAUGUACUCUCCGUUAAGCUUUGGCUUGAUAGGAAGGUUAACAUUCCAAAUGCAUGUAAUGCAUGCUCCGGAUUUGACAAUUCAUUUGGUUGGACUUUCUUUGAUUUGAAUGCAAUCCAUGACGAUCAUAAAGAUAGUUCAGUAACAGUGUUACAAGCUGAUUUUUAUCAUGCCAACGAGUUGUUGCCACUGAAAGAUGAGCAAAUAGUCUCUCGAGCAGUAUCCUACCUGUCAAAGUACAUUAAAGACUUCGAGAAUGUUACUGUGACAAACAAGAAGAUUGGCAGAUUUCCGAAAUCAUUAACUCACUUCUUUCCCGGUUCAUAUAAGGACAUGAUGCGUGGGGCUACAUCUUUCCCGAACUUGUUCAUGGCCGGAGACUGGAUUAUAACCCGACAUGGUUCAUGGUCACAGGAGAAAUCUUACGUGACGGGACUUGAAGCUGCGAAUCGCGCAGUAGACUACCUCGAAGAAGGAAGUUUUGCGAAAAUAAUACCCGUAGAGGAAGAUGAACCGCACAUUCAAGCGCUUCGCAGCCUAAACAGAAGCUUUAAGGAGAUCACAGCACAGCUUCCGUUGUCCAGUUACUUCCUCCAGUGAGCUUGUCUGAUUUGAUUGUUUGCUGCAGUUUAAUCCCCCAUGUAUUAUUCUUGAAUCCUACCAUUAAAUGAAUAAAUCUUAUAAUUCUGGACCUUUUAUCACCAAA
This is a messenger RNA of Pyrus x bretschneideri (Chinese white pear), 1788 nucleotides long. RefSeq lists its product as uncharacterized. Lineage: Eukaryota; Viridiplantae; Streptophyta; Magnoliopsida; Rosales; Rosaceae. The transcript is spliced from 13 exons. The record is from RefSeq and is a predicted model, not a curated record. Gene Ontology annotation, molecular function: oxidoreductase activity. Bases 60 to 1682 code for a protein of 540 amino acids.